GCCACUUCCAUUGUUCAACUUUUGGAUUUUGGACAUUUUGUUUCAUCCAUCACUGUUGUACACCGAUGCCUUGGAUGAAAUCUGGGCAUGGCGUUUUAUUUACAUUUCCUGAUUAUAUCAGCUCUACUCAUCUGCCUUUGUCCUGCUGAUGGUAAGUCUGCAGUGAAAAGGAUAUCGGAACCAACUACUCAAACAAAAUCAGUAACAUCUGAGCCUGUGAAGACCAAAUUACAGCUUGAACUACCUUCUCCCAAUGACAUAGUAACAACUGAAACUGGGGGGAAUAUAAUGGCAGUGGACCAAACAAGUUCAGCUGACACAGUCACCUCUGAGCCUGUUGGUGCCACCUUAGUAUCUGAACAAACCAGUCAAACAGAUUCAGUAACAUCGGACCAAGCAGAGUCCACGUCAUCCCCUGACCAAACCAAUCCCACUGACACAGUAACCUCAGAACAUGAAGAGACAACAAUUGCAUCUGAACCAACUUCUCUGACUGAACCAGAAACAUCUGAUCCUGCCGUGACCACAUCACAACCUGAACAAACCAGUCAAACUGAAUCAGUAACAUCUUACCCGGCAGAGACCACGUCAGCACCUGAGCAAACCAAUCCCACUGACAUGGUAACCUCUGAUUCUGGCCAGUCAACCAUGUCACCUGACCUUACAGGUUCUACAGACACAGUCACCUCUGAGCCUGCUGGUACCACCUUGGUAUCGGAAUCAAGCGGUCAGACUGAAUCAGUAACAUCUGACCCAGCGGAGACCACGACAGUACCUGAGCAAACCAAUCCUACUGACAAAGUCACUUCUGAGCCUGUUGGUAUCACCUUGGUAUCUGAUCAAACCAGUCAAACAGAUUCAGUAACAUCUGACCCAGCAGAGACUACAUCACCACCUGAUCAAACCAAUCCCACUGACACAGUAACAUCAGAUUCUGGCCAGUCAACCAUGUCACCUGACCUCACAGGUCCUACAGACUCAGUCACCUCUGAGCUUGCUCGUACAACCUUGGCAUCAGAAUCAACCGAUCCAACUGAAUCAGUAACAUCUGAGCAAACCAAUCCUACUGACAUAGUCACUUCUGAGCCUGUUGGUACUACCUUGGUAUCUGAUCAGACCAGUCAAAGAGAUUCAACAACAUCUGACCCAGCAGAUACCACAUCAGCAUAUGAGCAAACCAAUCCCACUGACAUAGUAACUUCAGAUUCUGACAAGACAACCAUAUCACCUGAACUCACAGGUCCUACAGACACAGUAACCUCUGAGCCUGCUGGUACCACCUUGGUAUCAGAAUCAACUGAUUCAACUGAAUCAAUAACACCUGAGACGGCAGAAACCACGUCAGCACCUGAUCAAACCAAUCCCACUGACAUGGUCCUACAGAUACAGUAA
Molecule: messenger RNA, 1392 nt
Organism: Trematomus bernacchii (emerald rockcod)
Lineage: Eukaryota; Metazoa; Chordata; Actinopteri; Perciformes; Nototheniidae
Product: cell surface glycoprotein 1-like
Exons: 3
Coding region: 88-1392 (434 amino acids)
Source: RefSeq, a predicted model, not a curated record